Messenger RNA from Camelina sativa (false flax), 1420 nucleotides. Lineage: Eukaryota; Viridiplantae; Streptophyta; Magnoliopsida; Brassicales; Brassicaceae. The record is from RefSeq and is a predicted model, not a curated record.
UUUAUCUAAAGCGGUGACGCAUAAAAAUAAAACUAAUCGCGUACCCUAUAUAGCUUUUAAAGAUUUUGUCUCUGCAUCAAGAAGCGAUCGAGAAAGAGUGGACAAAAAGCGCAAAAACAUCUGUUUGGAUUAGAAAACUUUGGUAGAAGGAUGAGUUUUCCCGAUCUUCCAGAGGAUUUAGCAGAAGAUAUAUGCUCUAGGGUUCCAAUGAAAUCUCUAGGUGCAAUGGGAUCCACUUGCAAAACGUUAUACGAUUUAUCCAAAAACCAUAUGUUAGGUACAGCAGCAAGGAAGCAAGAGUUUCGAGGGUUCUAUAUAAAGGAUUUUAAGGUUUGUUUCAUGACGUUCGUUCUCCAAGGAAUCCGCGAUGACUAUAGUCACUACGUUAAUCCACCUAUGAAGGAAAUAAGUAUACUUGGUAAAGUCGAGCCAUAUAAAGUCUUUCACUGUGACGGCUUAUUAUUAUGUGAUAUCGAGCACGAAUCUAAGGCUUCUAAGCUCGUGGUAUGGAACCCGUAUCUAGGGCAAACUUGGUGUAUCCAGGACGGUCACCGUUCAUACAAAUUAGAUUUGUAUGCUCUCGGAUACGACAAGAACCGUAACCACAAAAUCUUGAGGUUUUUCGAUUACUACAGUGGGAUAGAACCAGGUUUUAUUAGCCAGAUCUACGAGUUUAGCUCUAAUUCAUGGAGAGAUCUUUCUGUCACUCCCGACGAGCAUGCAUGGUUUAUAAGAGGUUGCGUGUCUUUGAAAGGAAAUACUUAUUUUUUGGCUCAAAAGGAUGAACGUUUUUUACUCUGUUUUGACUUUACAACAGAGAGAUUUGGACCGCGUCUUUAUCUGCCCUCUAGCUCUUUUUCUGAAGAGCGUGUGACUCUAUCUUGUGUCAGAGAGGAGCAGGUGGCUGUGUUAUACCAAAGGUCUGAGACAGAUGGGCCGUCGAUGAUUGAGAUUUGGGUUACGAAUAAGAUUGAUCCCAGUGCGGUAUCAUGGAGCAAGUUUUUGAACGUUAAUAUCACAGCUGAUCUUACUGGUUUUCCUGUUGGUUUUCAAGCUGGAAGCUUCUUCAUCGACGAGGAGAAGAAGGUCGCUGUGGUUUUUGAUCUUGACGCGUAUUUAGAGUACAAGUUUUUAUACUACCAAACAGCUCAUAUUAUUGGAGAAGAUGGAUAUAUUAAAUCUGUGAUUGGAGAUGGUCCCGAUAACGGAGAUUGUCACCCACUUGUCUUCUCUUCUUAUGUUCCAAGUUUAGUGCAACUUCAAAUCAACCGCAAAAGGAAAGCAAAAUGUUAUUAAUUAGUUCAACUUCCAGAUCCUUGAUGUGUUUCUUACUGACUUUCAUUUCAUGUACUCUUGAAAUAACCUGUUAUUAAUUUCUUCUCUUUUUGUUUUGUGUUCAGUAUUAUGUAAUUAACUUGUG